AUGGCAGCAGAACUUGUUGGUGGUGCUCUUCUUUCCGCUUUUCUUCAGGAGAUUGGUAGAAGGAUAGUUGAGAAGUGCAAAGGAUUACCUCUUGCUUUGAAAACAAUUGGAAGUCUUCUCCGCACAAAGUCAUCAAGCUCAUAUUGGAAAAGCGUAUUGGAAAGUGACAUAUGGGACUUACCGAAAGAAGUUGAAAUUAUCCCUGCUCUACUGUUGAGUUAUCAGAACCUUCCUUCUCAUCUGAAGAGGUGUUUUGCUUAUUGUGCAUUAUUUCCAAAAGAUUAUGAAUUUGACAAGAAAGAAUUAAUUUUGUUAUGGAUGGCUGAAGGUUUUCUUCAUCACUCUAAACAAAUCAAGAAUGUACAAGAAAUUGGUGAACAAUAUUUUGAUGAUCUUUUAACGAGGUCCUUCUUUCUUCAAUCAAGCUUCAUAAGGAAAUUCGUCAUGCAUGACCUUAUGAAUGAUUUGGCAAAAUAUGUUUGUGCAGACUUUUGUUUCAGGUUGAAAUUUGAUAAAGGAAACUGUAUACCAAAAACGACCCGUCAUUUUUCAUUUGCAUCCGCUGAUUUAAGAUUUUUUGAUGAUUUUGGGAGUUUAACUGAUGCUAAAAGACUCCGUUCAUUUGUUCAGAUUACAAAUUACGCUAUAUAUCCCGGUUUCCCUGGUCAAUUCGAGAUUAUACGUGAAUUAUUCACCAAGUUAAAGUUUUUACGCGUCUUAUCUUUGAAUGGAUAUAGUAACCUCAAAGAGGUCCCAGAUUCUCUUGGUGAUCUUAAACAUCUCCAUUCAUUAGACCUUUCUCAUACUAAUAUAGAAAAACUACCUGACUCAAUAGGUUUGCUCUAUAACUUGCUGAUAUUAAGGUUGAAUUAUUGUUCAUGUUUGAAGGAAUUGCCUUCGAGUUUGCAUAAACUUUCCAAAUUGCGUUGCCUGGAAUUUGAACAUACAGAAGUGACAAAGAUGCCAAUGCAUUUUGGAGAGUUGAAGAAUCUUCAUGUACUAGAUAUGUUUUGUGUCAGUAGAAAUAGUGAGUUCAGUACUAAGCAACUAGGAGGACUCAAUCUUCAUGGAAGCUUAUCAAUUAAUGAGGUGCAAAAUAUUGUGAAUCCUUUGGAUGCAUUAGAAGCAAAGUUGAAGAAUAAACACCUUGUGGAGCUAAAGUUAAUAUGGAAUUCUAAUCACAUCCCCGAUGAUCCAAGGAAAGAGAAGGAAGUGCUUGAGAAUCUACAACCUUCUAAUAAGUUGGAGCAUUUUUCAAUCAAGGGCUAUUGUGGUACACAAUUCCCAAGUUGGGUAUUCGAUAAUUCGUUAUCAAAUUUGGUAUCUUUACAGUUAAAGGAUUGUAAAUAUUGCCUAUGUUUGCCUCCCCUUGGACUAUUGUCAUCUCUGGAGACCAUCGAGAUUAGAGGAUUUGAUGGAAUAGUGAGCAUUGGUGCUGAAUUUUAUGGGAGCAACUCUUCUUCAUUCAAGUCCUUGGAAAUAUUGAAAUUCUACAACAUGAAGGAAUGGGAAGAAUGGGAAUGUAAAACUACUUCUUUUCCACGUCUUCAACGUCUUUUUGUGGUUCAAUGUCCCAAAUUGAAAGGUCUGUCAGAGCAACUUCUUCAUUUAAAGGAACUAUAUAUUGAGUCAUGUGAUAACCUCAUAAUUAGCGAACACAGCGUAGACGCAUCAGCUCUUGAAUGCUUGAAAACUGCUUCAUCCCCACUAGUGAAUAUUCCGAUGACCCAUUAUGAUUUCAUUGAAAAAAUGACAAUUGAUGAUGGUUGCGACUCUCUCACAAUCUUUCAGCUAAAUUUCUUUCCAAUGCUCCGUUUACUUCAUCUGGAAGGAUGCCAAAACCUACAAAGAAUUUCACAAGAGCAUGCUCAUUAUAAUCUCAAGAAAAUGACAAUGUGGAAAUGUCCUCAAUUUGAAUCAUUUCCAAGUGGAGGAUUAUCUGCACCGUGGCUACAAAUAAUUUCAAUUCGAGAAGUUAGGAAUUUGAAGUUGUUGCCAAAGCUUAUGCAAAUCCUGCUUCCAUCUCUUACUGAACUGCGGAUAAUUAAUUGUCCAAAAGUGGAGAAGUUCGCAGAUGGAGGUUUGUCAUCAAAGAUAAAAGACAUGUCUCUUUCGAGUUUAAAACUUAUCGCCUCCCUACGAGAGACUUUGGAUGUCAACACAUGUCUUAAAAAGUUAUCAAUUGAAUAUCUUGAUGUGGAGUCUUUUCCCGAUGAAGUUUUGCUGCCACCUUCUCUUACUUCUUUAACAAUCAUUCGUUGUCGAAAUCUCAAAAAGCUAGACUACAAGCUUCUUUAUCACCUCUCCUCUCUCGAACUUGGUGAUUGCCCUAACCUCCAAUGCUUACCGGAGGAGGAGGGUCUUCCCAUAGCCAUCUCUUCUCUUACAAUUUGGGACUUUCCAUUGCUGAAACAACGUUGUCAGAAUCCAGAAGGUGAAGACUGGGGAAAGAUUGGUCACAUUGAAAAAUUGAUUAUUAGGUAA
This is a messenger RNA of Vigna radiata var. radiata (mung bean), 2484 nucleotides long. Its product is annotated as putative disease resistance protein At3g14460. Gene Ontology annotation, biological process: defense response to other organism. The coding region runs from base 1 to 2484 and encodes 827 amino acids. The transcript has 3 exons. Gene Ontology annotation, molecular function: protein binding; ADP binding. The record is from RefSeq and is a predicted model, not a curated record. NCBI's taxonomy places the organism in Eukaryota, Viridiplantae, Streptophyta, Magnoliopsida, Fabales, Fabaceae.